AUGUCAGCGAAUUUAAGACUAUCCUGGGCUGGCGACUUUGAUCGUUUGAAGGAGUUUGUAAAGAGUGACCUAGAGUUGCAGGGAAGCUGGUCAUCCCCGGCGAACGAGAAAAAACUUUUCGUGUCAGACAACGUUGAGUUGCUUUGGUGGAAAAACAAAAAGUUCCUAAAGAUCAAUGGAGAGGAUGCAAAUCGAAUCAAACGUUGUAUGAUCAACGCUAUGUUUACGAGUUUAAACCUCGAUAGUAUCAAGUCUGGUGUGGACAUGGCUACUAACACCGAGAACUCCUUAAACGAAAACCAACCAACAAAACACCAGUGUACGGGUUGUGAAUGUUCGAAGCUAUCACCAGACUUGGAGGGUUUGAAAUUAGACUUGGUUGUUUUGGAAUCGAAACUCAACCAUAAAAUCCAAGCCGUGGAAAACCAAAUAUUACGCAUGAACGAUUGCCGACCAAAAGAGCUGAAAAAUCAUGCAAAUCUCGAAAAUAUGUUGACAACCUCUACACCCAUUAGCAGCGGCGGCACGAACAAAACAAAAGAGGUUAGUAAUUCAAAUCCUCACAUUAAUCCCGUUGUUGUUCGGACCGCUAACGAUGCAUGCUUCACACCAAUAAAAGUACCGGAUAACACAGAAACUUUUAUGGCCAUAGAUCAGUCAUGCGAGAAAACGUUACACCAUGAUUUGGUGCCAUUGCCAAAAUCCAUCAAUCACUCACAAGAGGAAUUAACCCUGACAAAGGUAGUUUUCCCUGUUAGGAACAAUAGUGAACAGUCGAAAAUAGGCGAGCUUUCCCAUACGGGAAGCCGUACAAAUCCUAUUCAAAAAGAACAAAGCUGUCAUUAUAAUGUUCCUGGUAGGCAAUCUUGCUCUAGUUAUUUACAUGAUCGUGGUCAACAAUUUCGAAGCAUUCCAGUACGUAUCACUCACCGUCCACUGCCAGUGAACCCAGAGAAAGUAAAUAAACAUAGACGUGCGUACCGGAGUCAGGUUUUUCGACAUCGACAUCAGACGGACUGGCUCAGGCAUCUGGAGCUGGUCCGCAAAGUAAUUCGGUCAUAA
Paramuricea clavata is the source of this 1062-nucleotide messenger RNA. Lineage: Eukaryota; Metazoa; Cnidaria; Anthozoa; Malacalcyonacea; Plexauridae. The record is from the annotation of a GenBank genome assembly.